Messenger RNA from Carica papaya (papaya), 1685 nucleotides. NCBI's taxonomy places the organism in Eukaryota, Viridiplantae, Streptophyta, Magnoliopsida, Brassicales, Caricaceae. The record is from RefSeq and is a predicted model, not a curated record.
AAGAGAAAUCCAAGAAAAUGGGAGGACUUCCAUGGCAGCUCCCACUUCUUCUAUCACUACUACUAACCCUUUCCUCUUUACCUUCUUCGUCUUCAUCAUUUGAUUCUGAAAUCUUCCAACAAUGUCUUCAAAACAAUUCUCACCCUUCUCAUCCAAUCUCCCAAGCAAUCUACACUCCCCAAAACCCAUCUUACUCCUCCAUUUUAAAAGCUUACAUUCGAAAUCUCCGAUUCACAACUCCGGCAACACCAAAACCAGUUGUCAUCAUCACCGCCAUGCACGAAUCCCAUGUUCAAUCCGCCGUUCUCUGCGGGAAAAAACACAGUCUGCAACUGAAAAUCAGAAGCGGCGGCCAUGACUAUGAAGGCACAUCGUAUGUAUCUUCUUCCCCAUUCUUUCUCCUCGACAUGUUUAAUCUUCGAUCGGUUGACAUAGAUUUGGAAAAGGAAACGGCUUGGGUUGGUGCAGGAGCUACACUAGGAGAGUUGUUUUAUAGAAUUGCAGAGAAAAGUAGAAUCCAUGGAUUCCCUGCUGGUGUCUGUCCGACAGUGGGUGUUGGUGGGCAUUUCGUGGGAGCUGGGUAUGGAAAUAUGAUGAGAAAAUAUGGAUUGUCAGUUGAUAAUAUUAUUGAUGCAAGAUUGGUGGACGUUAGUGGAAGAAUUCUUGAUAGAAAAUCAAUGGGUGAAGAUCUUUUUUGGGCUAUCAGAGGAGGAGGAGCAAGCUUUGGUGUUCUUCUUAGUUUCAAAGUUAAACUUGUUCAAGUUCCAGAAACAGUUACUGUAUUUCGUGUAGAAAAAACUUUAGAUCAAAAUGCAACAGAAAUUGUUUAUCAAUGGCAACAUAUUGCUCAUAAAGUUGAAAGAGAUCUGUUUAUCAGACUGGUUUUAGAUGUUGUUAAAAGGGAUGAAGAGAAAACAGUAAGAGCUUCUUUUACUGCUCUGUUUCUCGGUGACUGCAAAAGACUGGUUUCCACCAUGGAUGAGAGCUUUCCUCAACUGGGUUUUACAGAAUCAGACUGUGUAGAAACCAGUUGGGUCAAAUCGAUUCCGUUCUGGGCCAAUAUCUCCAUGGACAAACCUGUUGAGGUUUUACUAGAAAGAGCUCCUGAAAGGGUAUUCUCCCUCAAGAGAAAAUCUGACUAUGUAAAAGAGCCAAUCCCAAAAGAUGGGCUUGAGUUUAUCUGGAAGAAGAUGAUAGAGCUUGAAGCUCCAUCAAUGGCGUUUAAUCCUUACGGAGGGAGAAUGGCAGAGAUUCCAGAAACAGAAACCCCAUUUCCUCAUAGAUCAGGAAAUCUAUGGAAGAUUCAGUAUUUAGCAAACUGGAAUGAAGUAGACAUUGAAACUUCGGGUAAGUACAUAGAGUUGAUGAGAAAGCUUUAUAGUUAUAUGACUCCAUUUGUGUCUAAGAAUCCAAGACAAGCUUUUUAUAGUUACAAGGAUCUGGAUUUGGGAUCUGCAGAUUGGAAGAGGAAGGAUUGUUGGGGAGGAAGAGGAGAUGAUUAUGGGAUUAGGUACUUCAUGGGAAAUUUUGAGAGACUGGUUAAGAUUAAGAGCAAGGUCGAUGGAGAUAAUUUCUUUAGACAUGAACAGUCCAUUCCUACUCUUUCAAUGAGUAGAGGAUGCUGUGAAGUAGGAGAUAAUAGCUAUGCUGACGUCAUCAAUGGUUGGUCGAAGAAAGAACCUUAG